GCCGGCGGCGCAGAGCUCCCCGGCAGCCUCGGGGCCGACUGCAGACCGAGGGCUGCGAGCGCGGCUGUGACCUGGGUACCCUGUCCCCGCGCCCCUGGUGCGCUCCGCGGAGAACAGCACGAUGCCCGGGGCUGGGCACCGAGGCGCAGCCCGGGCGAGAUGGCUGGGCACUGGGCUUUUGGGUCUCUUCCUGCUCCCUGUGUCCCUGUCGCUGGAGGUAUCUGUGGGAAAGGCCACUACCAUCUACGCUGUCAACGGCACGGAGAUCCUGCUGCCCUGCACCUUCACCAGCUGCUUUGGCUUCCAGAACCUGCGCUUCUGGUGGUCCUACAACAGCAGUGAUACAUUCAAGAUUCUCAUAGAUGGGAUUGUGAAGAAUGAGAAGUCAGACCCCAAGGUGAAGUUGAAAGAUGAUGACCGCAUCACUCUGGAGGGCUCUGUGAAGGAGAAAGUGAACAAUAUUUCCAUUCUGCUGAGGAACCUGGAGUUCAGCGACACGGGCAAAUACACCUGCCAUGUGAAGAACCCCAAGGAGAAUUAUCUUCAGCACCAGGCCACCAUCUUCCUCCAAGUUGUUGAUAAACUGGAAGAAGUGGACAACACAGUGACACUCAUCAUCCUGGCCGUUGUGGGCGGGGUCAUUGGGCUCCUCAUCUUCAUCCUGCUGGUUAAGAAGUUCAUCGCCUUCAUUAUCAAGAAGACUCAGGAGAAGAAGAAGGAGUGCCUCGUGAGUUCGUCAGGGAACGAUAAUACAGAGAAUGGGUUACCUGGCUCCAAGGCGGAAGAGAAAGCACCAACAAAAGUGUGAGCCCUGCUUGGGGCCAAGCAGCUGCCGGGAGCCUCGCUUUCUAAUGAUGAAACUGAUGCCUGAGCCGUGUCCGUGAACCCACGUGCCUGAGACAUCUGCUGCUUGGCUCAAACUGUAGUCUUUCCGGGCGGGGAGAAACUGGGGUCCUGUCCAGCCUGCCCCACCCCCUCCCCCGCCAGGGCUCCCCAGGGACAAGGGCUGGCCAGGGGAGGGGCCCUGUGGAAGGUUCAGGAAAGGAAAGGAGGGGCUGGAGCGGUGUGGAGAGCCCGUCCCCCGACACCUGGUUAGAUGGUCUCCUUCAGUGUCCCCACCCUGGACAGGGAACGCCUUGGUUUUCCUCCUGAUGUCUCUUUGUGAGAGACUUGGGGGGUUGGUGAGGGCUGCCCCAGUAGCUGGACCCUGAGUGUGGAGGGCUAACCCUUAUACGGUGGGAGUGGCCAGAGGACUCUGUACAGGAUCCGAGGGUGGGAGGCUGCUGGAGGCGUCCUACAGUGAGAGGCUUUGAUGGAUUCCUGUUGCCCCAUGUCCCUCUAGAGAGGAACUCCCCUUUCUCCCCACCCCUGGGUGCCUGCCUGCCUGUCUUGGUUCUCCCCCCACCCCCAGACCCCAUGCUGCUCAGAGUCUCUGAACCCUCCCGGGCUGCCACCUUGGUCUUUGGGGGGUCCUAGCCCACCUAGUCUGCUCCUCUGAUCUCUGGGCCCUGAGGGCUCAUGCAGGGGUCCCUCAGGCCUUCCCAGAGCACUGGGGCGCCACCUACACCUUUCCUAGUAUUUCUCCUUGGGGGAUCAGGGCUGCAGAGGUGGGCCUCUUGGCCACGGAAUGCUCACCCCAGCCCUGCCAACGCUGGCUGCCCCUUCUCCUCGGCAUGGCAGGACCAUGGCCGCUGCUGGGAACUCCCAGCCAGCUCCGCCCUGCUCCUCUUCCCCUGAAGCAGCAGGUGGCGCCAUCUUGCUUGAGGAGUUGCCCCUGGGUUCCUCCAGCUUCUCCCUGCCCAGGGGUGUUCAUCUCCAUCCCUGCGUCAAGGCUUGCCUUCACCUCGGGGACUCUGUUGCUUUGGAUGAGAGGGCCCUUGGGUUUUCUGGCUGCUUCCUGCUCAGCUGUGCCCCGCUCUCACCCCGGGGUUGGGGAGGUGCAGGGAGAGAGUGCCCACGGUUUUCCUUUGCUUUUCCACGCACUGGUUUGCACACGCCUUGCGUGUGGGGCUAGUCUGUGCCUUAGCUCCUGAGUCCUGGCUCAUGCGGUCCCUCCCCGCUUCAGCCCCUAUGGAACAGCCAGCUCUGGUGGGCCCUGGUGAGGGGUCCCGCUGCCCUCACCCAAGGUCAGGCCGGGGACCAGGGAGCUGGAGUUGUGUCGUUAAUAGCCCACUGGCCAGCGACUGAGUCUUGGAGGUGUCUGCCAAGUGCUCCCGUGGGCCCCUUACAGGCCAUGUCGUGGUAUUGUCCCUGUGGGGUUGGGGAAGUGAGGGGGGGCCGGGGCUGUGAUCAUGGAGGAAUCCGCUAUCUGCUCCCACCCCCUCGCUCUCUUGUUGAAUUUCUGACACUCUGUCCUCUGGGCCCCUGGGAGGGAUGAGAAGGGAGUAGCCCCCUAUUCCAAAGUGUAUGGGGACUGCCUGAGGACUCUCCCUGCCAAAAAGCAGCAGCGAGCGUCCCCAAGGGUGCAGGUUGGGAGGAGGAGGAACAGGAGUGCCUGCAGGGCAGCUAUGGCUGUGGCCUGUGACCCUCGCCCAGCCUGAGGGGCUUGCAGGGUCCCACUGAGAUCUGCCUCUGUCCCUUGCAGGCUCCUCCACCCAUCCUGGGCUCAGGUUCAGAUUUUCCUGGCUUUGGGAGCAGACAGACAAGAGCCACCGGUCAUUUGGGAAACUUCGUAG
Balaenoptera ricei (Rice's whale) is the source of this 2675-nucleotide messenger RNA. RefSeq names its product sodium voltage-gated channel beta subunit 4 (gene SCN4B). The transcript has 5 exons. Lineage: Eukaryota; Metazoa; Chordata; Mammalia; Artiodactyla; Balaenopteridae. Gene Ontology annotation, biological process: regulation of ventricular cardiac muscle cell membrane repolarization; cardiac muscle cell action potential involved in contraction; regulation of sodium ion transmembrane transporter activity. Gene Ontology annotation, cellular component: voltage-gated sodium channel complex; membrane. The coding region runs from base 122 to 808 and encodes 228 amino acids. Gene Ontology annotation, molecular function: transmembrane transporter binding; sodium channel regulator activity. The record is from RefSeq and is a predicted model, not a curated record.